UUUUCAGCACUUGGCGAAACGAAAUCUUCCCGGAAAUGAGGAGCUUGGUCGCACUGCUCCCGAUCAUCUGCUUUGUAGCAGCAGAGGUCUACUUCAAGGAGGAGUUCUUAGAUGACUCUUGGGAGGAAAGAUGGGUGCAGUCAAAGCAUAAGGAUGAUUAUGGAGAGUUCAAAUUGUCUGCUGGUAAAUACUUUGAUGACGAGAAGCGAGACCAAGGAAUAAAGACUAGCCAGGAUGCAAAAUUCUACUCCCGUGCAGCCAAGUUCCCCAAACCUUUCACGAACAAGGGCAAGACUGUUGUUAUACAGUUCACGGUUAAGCACGAACAAGGAAUUGAUUGCGGCGGCGGCUACGUCAAGGUAAUGAGCUCGGAUGUUGAUCUUACCGAUUUCCAUGGUGAGACUCCAUACAAUGUAAUGUUUGGUCCCGAUAUCUGCGGUCCGACAAAGAAGGUUCAUGCCAUCCUCAGCUACAAGGGAAAGAAUCACCUCAUCAAAAAAGAUAUCCGAUGCAAGGAUGACGAACUUACCCAUCUGUACACCAUGAUACUGAAUGCUGACAACACUUACGAAGUGCAAAUUGAUGGCGAGAAAGUCGAGAGUGGAGAACUCGAGGCAGACUGGGACCUCCUUCCAGCCAAGAAAAUCAAGGAUCCCGAUGCGAAAAAACCCGAAGACUGGGAUGAGAGAGAAUACAUCGAUGAUGCUGAGGACAAGAAGCCAGAAGACUGGGACAAGCCAGAGCACAUCCCUGACCCAGAUGCAAAGAAGCCCGACGAUUGGGAUGAUGAAAUGGAUGGAGAAUGGGAGCCCCCCAUGAUCGAUAACCCUGAGUACAAGGGAGAGUGGAAGCCGAAGCAGAUCAAAAAUCCCGCCUACAAAGGAAAAUGGAUUCAUCCUGAAAUCGACAACCCAGAGUACACUCCUGAUGAUGAGCUCUACCUGUACAAAGAUUGGGGAGCAAUCGGUUUCGACCUUUGGCAAGUAAAAUCUGGCACAAUCUUUGACAACAUAAUUGUUACCGACUCCGUCGAAGAGGCUAAGGCUCAUGCGGCAGAGACAUUCGAGAAGUUGAAGACGGUCGAAAAGGAGAAGAAGGAGAAAGCCGACGAGGAAGAGAGGAAGAAGUUGGAAGAGGAAGCCAAGAAGAGAGAGGAAGAAGAGAAGAAAAAGAAGGAGGAGAAGGAAGAAGAAGAGAAAGAAGAGGAAGAAGAAAAGGCGGAAGAAGCUCACGAAGAAUUAUAAAUUUUGCCAAGCUCCGUUGUUUCGGGUCGGGUGACCACUUUCACGAUUUGUGGAUUCUGGUCUCAUUUCUAGCCCUUUUUGUUUGAGUUGUUGUUUUUUAUUGAUUAUUAUCAUGUUUUGCUUCACCAAUUCAUAAGGUGUCGUGGUU
Molecule: messenger RNA, 1392 nt
Organism: Cylicocyclus nassatus
Lineage: Eukaryota; Metazoa; Nematoda; Chromadorea; Rhabditida; Strongylidae
Source: the annotation of a GenBank genome assembly